AUGGGUGCUGUUCUGGUGUUUUCCUGGAUUGACAUUCAUCCUACCGAGUACGGUAGCUACGUAUAUCCAGACUGGGCAACUGCUGUUGGUUGGACUUUGUCCAUGUUUUCAGUGUCGGCAAUUCCUAUUGUAGCCUGUAUCCAAGUCUACAAAGCCGAGGGACCUGUUGGAAAACGAAUAAAGAUGUUAAUCCAGCCAACAGAUGAUUGGGGACCCAAGCUUCAGAUGCAUCGUAUGGAGACCCGCAGUCCUAAACACACCGACUCCCAAGUUCCACUGGCACUACCAAACUAUGAUCCCGAUUGCUUUGAUUUCCCAGAUGACCUGAGCAAGGAAGGUGAUGGUCAACAAGAUGACACAUCAGAUUCAGAAGGUCUAAAGCUCAACAUUCCCAGUUACCCUAAUCAUGAAACUGGACUUUAAGUUGAUAUUCAAAAACGAACAUCUUACUUAAAGGUUUAGAAAAGGGGCUGUAGUGUUAAUGGUUUCAUUCCCUAGCAGUAUCUGUGUACUGUUUUGGGUUAACAUAUCUAUAAUGCUGGGAUUAUAGUCUUAUAGCCCCAUAAGAUAAUGGUUGCAUUUCUUUCUCUAUGAAUAUAAUUUACAUUUUCUUUCCUGUCAUACGUUCAUAUUCUAUAAUCUAAACUGUAGCUAAGCUAUGGCAAAUAAUAUGACUAUCAAGGUUUUAGGAGUAACAGGAAAGUCGUAUUAAGAUAACAAAAAGAUCUGAAAAACACCAUGAAACAAGAAAUUAGCUGAGCCUCCAAAGUUCUUUUAAGUUUCAUGUGAUUUUACUAAUGGUGCGAGUUGUAAUUAUAGAAACAUCUGAAUAAGUGUAAAUAUAUAACUUGCAUGUUAUGUUCUGUAAAUAUUAUAGAGUGCCAACAAUAUGAAUUAUUUCACUAAACUCUACAUUAAUAUGUCAUAUUUUUUAUUUGUCAAUCAAGCUUACGAAUUCUGAAGUCUUUAUAAGACAGGGUGCAUAUCGUGAGCUGUUUUCAUUACUGGUAAUUUUUUUUAUCAUAGAAAUUUUACAAUUGGGUUUUUUUUUAGCUUUUUUGAUGAAUUGAAUAAACAUUUAUUACGAUCAUAAUAUUAAUCAUUCUGAGAUUUUGAAGAGACAAUUGUAUCAUAUGAAGUAAAUUAGUAAAUUUUCUUGCUGUUCUUAAUUAACAAAUAUACAAUUAUAUGUAUUUCUUACUGUACAUAGUUUCUAGUGGUGGUCUUUGUUUUCGUAUAGCUUAU
Messenger RNA from Limulus polyphemus (Atlantic horseshoe crab), 1245 nucleotides. Its product is annotated as sodium- and chloride-dependent neutral and basic amino acid transporter B(0+)-like. The record is from RefSeq and is a predicted model, not a curated record. Gene Ontology annotation, cellular component: membrane. The transcript is spliced from 3 exons. Bases 1 to 423 code for a protein of 140 amino acids. NCBI's taxonomy places the organism in Eukaryota, Metazoa, Arthropoda, Merostomata, Xiphosura, Limulidae.